AUGGAGCAAGACGAUGAGGAUGGGGAGGGGGAAGAUGAUGCCGAAGUCCAACAAGAAUGCCUGAAGAAAUUUUCAACCCCAGACUAUAUAAUGGAGCCAUCUAUUUUUAACACGUUAAAGAGGUAUUUCCAAGCAGGAGGAUCUCCAGAGAAUGUUAUUCAGCUCCUCUCAGAAAACUACACGGCAGUGGCACAGACUGUAAAUUUGCUGGCAGAGUGGCUCAUCCAAACAGGUGUUGAGCCAGUGCAAGUUCAGGAGACUGUAGAAAACCAUUUAAAGAGCUUACUUAUCAAGCAUUUUGACCCUCGGAAAGCAGAUUCCAUCUUUACAGAGGAAGGAGAGACUCCAGCCUGGCUUGAGCAAAUGAUAGCACAUACUACAUGGAGAGAUCUCUUUUACAAGUUGGCAGAAGCCCAUCCUGACUGUUUGAUGCUCAAUUUUACUGUGAAGCUUAUAUCUGAUGCUGGAUAUCAAGGGGAGAUAACCAGUGUUUCAACAGCCUGUCAGCAACUAGAAGUAUUUUCUAGAGUCUUGCGAACGUCUCUGGCAACAAUUUUAGAUGGAGGAGAAGAAAACCUUGAAAAAAACCUCCCAGAGUUUGCUAAGAUGGUGUGCCAUGGAGAGCACACAUACCUGUUCGCUCAGUCGAUGAUGUCCAUUUUAGCUCAAGAAGAGCAAGGAGGCUCAGCUGUCAGGAGGAUUGCUCAGGAGGUUCAGCGAUACGCUCAUGAGAAAGGCCACGAUGCCAGUCAGAUCACUUUAGCACUGGGUACUGCAGCCUCCUAUCCUCGAGCAUGUCAGGCUCUUGGUGCCAUGUUGUCCAAAGGAGCUCUGAAUCCAGCAGAUAUCACUGUCCUGUUCAAAAUGUUUACAAGCAUGGAUCCACCUCCAGUAGAACUGAUUCGGGUACCUGCCUUUCUGGACCUUUUCAUGCAGUCAUUGUUUAAGCCAGGUGCUAAGAUCAACCAAGACCACAAACAUAAAUAUAUUCAUAUACUAGCAUAUGCUGCUAGUGUAGUAGAGAUGUGGAAAAAGAACAAGAGAGUCAGCAUAAAUAAGGAUGAACUCAAGUCAACUUCAAAAGCCAUUGAAACUGUUCACAAUCUGUGUUGCAAUGAGAACAAAGGAGCAUCAGAGUUGGUUGCAGAACUGAGCACUCUUUAUCAGUGCAUCAGGUUCCCAGUGGUGGCAAUGGGUGUAUUAAAGUGGGUGGAUUGGACAGUGUCAGAACCACGGUACUUCCAGCUACAGACUGAUCACACUCCAGUUCAUCUGGCAUUACUGGAUGAGAUUAGUACAUGCCAUCAGCUGCUUCAUCCCCAAGUUCUACAACUUCUUGUCAAGCUGUUUGAAACAGAACAUUCACAGCUUGAUGUAAUGGAGCAGCUGGAACUGAAGAAGACUCUCCUGGAUAGGAUGGUGCACCUGCUCAGUCGAGGAUAUGUCCUGCCUGUCGUCAGCUAUAUCCGCAAAUGCCUGGAGAAGCUAGACACAGAUAUCUCUCUGAUCAGAUACUUUGUUACAGAGGUGCUGGAUGUUAUUGCUCCUCCAUAUACCUCAGACUUUGUGCAGCUUUUUCUUCCAAUCUUGGAGAAUGAAAGUAUUGCAGGUACUAUUAAGACAGAAGGUGAACAUGAUCCUGUCACUGAGUUUAUAGCUCAUUGCAAAUCUAACUUUAUUGUGAUGAACUAAGUGGAAAAUAUCAAGAAUGCAGAGCACAUGAACUCUACUUUGCCAUGCCAUCAAUAAGGUUCUGUAACUGAGCAACACAGCA
Molecule: messenger RNA, 1774 nt
Organism: Chaetura pelagica (chimney swift)
Lineage: Eukaryota; Metazoa; Chordata; Aves; Apodiformes; Apodidae
Gene: NELFCD
Product: negative elongation factor complex member C/D
Exons: 15
Coding region: 1-1692 (563 amino acids)
Biological process (GO): negative regulation of transcription elongation by RNA polymerase II
Cellular component (GO): nucleus; NELF complex
Molecular function (GO): RNA binding
Source: RefSeq, a predicted model, not a curated record